AUGUCACUUCGAAAAGCUUCAUCCGGAGAAGGGGAUCUCAAAUUGAACACAGAUUUCGUCGAGAAGGUGUUCAAGUUUGACGAUCUGGAGUUGACCAAAGGUGCCAAGGCCAAGGACAGCGUCUUGAUUCAUCCUCUUUCUCGAUUCUUCCAGACAUGGGAGUUUUUGUCUGGAAUAUUGUUGUUGUACACGACGUGGGUCACACCACUUCUGAUAGCGUUCUUCUCCGAGCAAGAAGGAUUUUGUGCGCAUGCGCCCACCCUCAAGUUUGACAUGGCUGUGGAUCUUUUCUUCAUCACAGAGAUUUUCGUGCAGUUCUCGACAGGCAAGCUGUUGGGGAUCGAGUACAUCUUAGAGCGAGGGAGAGUAGCAUUGAUUUACCUCCACCAUGGCUUCGUCACUGAUGUCUUGGCUGGUCUGCCGAUAUCUUUUCUCGAAUAUUUCCUCAUCGAAGACACACCUUGCUCGUCGCAAUCAGCCGGAUAUUCUAACAGUGCGUACGUGCGAUACCUGAGGCUUGUGCGAAUGCUCAGGAUGCUCCGACUGCUCAAGGUCCUCAAGAUCUUCAAUGUUCUCCGGGACUUCUUCUUGUGGCGCCCGACGGUGGUUCGCCUCACCAAGGCAGCCUUUUCAAUCUGCAUGAUUGCACACAUCGGGGGAUGCCUGUGGUGGUUCCUGAAACUGCAGGAGCUCUCACACGAGGAGCUGGCGGCGUUCAAAGCAGAAUACAAUCUCGAUCAUCGCGUCUCCUCGCCCUACAUAGUCUCAGUGUACUUCCUCAUGGCAACUCUAUGUACUGUUGGCUACGGGGACAUCUCAGCAGUGACAGAUUAUGAGCGACUGUUUGCCAUCGCUUUGAUGUUCAUCGGGGCUUCUGUCUUCGCCAUCAUCAUCAGCAACAUGUCGGCACUCGUAAAUUCCGUUUCUUCGAGUGAGAACGAAACUUUGGAUCAGAUGGAAAAGGUUCUUGAGUUCAUGAGGCAGAACAAACUGCCGCAAGCGUUGGAGCGUCGAGUGCAAAACUUUUACUUCUUCAAGGCAUCAAGAGUUCGGUCGUCUGCACAAUCGUCGCUGGUGCUGGCCGACUUGCCUGUGGAGCUGAGAAAUCAGAUUGAUCUAGCUCUCAAUCGACACCUGUUGGGCUCCAUUUGGCUGUUUGACAAGUUGGAAGAUGUUGUUCUUCAAGAGAUUGUUCGAAUCCUUGAUGUGGAGCUGAGGCUACCGGGGGAGACUAUCUACGAUCUGGGAGAUCAGGCGGACUGUCUCUACAUCAUCAUUUCAGGUUCUGUCACCCUGUCUCUCCGGGAAGACCCUGCCCUCAAGCUCCGCUCUGAGAUCCUCGACCAAAUUCAAAAGGGCGACGUCUAUGGCGAAGUUGCUAUCCUCAUGGAUACCACUAGGGAGUCGAUGGCAGUGUCAGAUGGAUUUCUCGAGCAGUACGUCCUCUCCUCCUCCAACCUCGAGAUCGUCCUCAACGAGCUUCCCGACGUCAACGAGCGUCUCAAGCAGCGGGCGCAGGUGCGAGCAGAGCAGCUGUUCGGGGGGAUCCUGGAGCAGGAGGGGGCGCACUGGAAAAGGAAGGUCGCCCCCAACAACGCGUUCAAGUGGAGGAGGUUGUGCAGAAAGCUGAUGAUAAGCAAGGGAACUUCAUCGAAUGUCUUUUUCUCAAGGAUAUUCAACUUCACAAUGGCGCAUUCAGACUCCAACACCAAGGUGAAGGGAAAGCUGACGAAGCGAUCCAAAGACAACGACAUGUACUUCUCCUUUGACUCCGAUGGUCGCAAGUCCCUCAACCUCCACAAGCCUCUUGCUCACUCCUCCCGCCAUGGCUCCUUCGACUCCUCCUCCUCAGCCUCGGCUCUCCUUGCCAACGGCACCUUGCUCAAGCGGGAAGAGGAGGUGCUGGAAAGAUCCAUGGUGCUGGUGAUGGAGGUGGAAAAGAUGAUGCUGGAGGCGGUCGAGCUGUGUGGGAAGGAGAAGGAGGAGGGAGGGAGAAGUUUGAAGGACCAGGAGGAGCUCUUGAAGACUUCCUUGCAGCAACAGCAGCUGCUGGCCUCUCAGCUUCUUCUCCUGCAGAGCUUGAUUCGCCCACCUGCCCUCCAUCAUGCCGGUGUCGCACUCGUCUCCUCCUCCAAGCGCAGACUCUCGCAGCCCAUGCUGGCGGCAUCGAUUGGCUUCACCAAGCAUUGUGAAAUUGAGGAGGAGACAGAAAGAAUGCGGGGAAUUGAAGACGAGAAGGAUGAGAAGGAGAAUGGCGAGGAGAAUGGAGCAGCAGGACUAUCAGGUAGUGUCAAUGUCUAA
Messenger RNA from Guillardia theta CCMP2712, 2301 nucleotides. RefSeq lists its product as hypothetical. Lineage: Eukaryota; Cryptophyceae; Pyrenomonadales; Geminigeraceae. The transcript is spliced from 19 exons. Gene Ontology annotation, biological process: regulation of membrane potential; potassium ion transmembrane transport. The record is from RefSeq and is a predicted model, not a curated record. Gene Ontology annotation, molecular function: voltage-gated potassium channel activity. Bases 1 to 2301 code for a protein of 766 amino acids. Gene Ontology annotation, cellular component: membrane.